This is a messenger RNA of Spea bombifrons (plains spadefoot toad), 2707 nucleotides long. It is a transcript of the gene MEIOC, whose product is annotated as meiosis specific with coiled-coil domain. NCBI's taxonomy places the organism in Eukaryota, Metazoa, Chordata, Amphibia, Anura, Pelobatidae. The transcript has 9 exons. Gene Ontology annotation, cellular component: cytoplasm; nucleus. The record is from RefSeq and is a predicted model, not a curated record. Gene Ontology annotation, biological process: mRNA stabilization; meiotic cell cycle; male meiosis I.
AUGGAGUGUAAAACCGCCAGCAGAGUAAAUGGAAGAUGCUGGAGUAACUUGGAUCUGAGCAGCAAACUAGCGGACAUGUGUAACGCAAACAGCAUGUGCAACGUGAAUUCCUUCUACAAUCCGUACAAAAUUCAGAGUGACGAGUCUUUAGACUUGAGUCAGAACUAUGAAUCUUCUACACCCUUUGACCAUUGUUCAAAUACUUUGGAUCCUUCACUUUACUACCCGCCUUGGUCUACUUACGGAGACGAGAUGAGGCAAGUUGGAAGCUCGCAGAUCAUGCCGAAGUAAGUUAAGGCGCGUGAUACCUGUCACAGGAUUCCGUUUGAAAGAAACGAGUUUGGAAGUGAAACAGAUUUAUACGGCCUUGUAUCCAAUAUACUGGAAGAACCAGAAAAGGCACAGUCCUAUUUUACCGAAGGGUUUUCACUGGAUCAUGUCUCACAACUCAAAUCAGCGUGGCCCCUGGGUGCAAACAGAGGAACCGAGCACCAGGACUUCCUCGCAGACAGUAAAAGGUCUGGGGAUUUUGUCGUUUUCCAAAAGAAUCUUUACGGCACAGGACAGGCGUCUGCUACGGAGACCCAGAAAACGGAUGGAUUAUACCACGGGCUGAGUAGUUUGGCACAAGAUGGACAGUGGCUCCAUUCCAACAAGGUGAAUAACACCGGCAGCUACAAUGAGGACACCAAGGUGCCUUUCCAGGAAUACCCGGUUGACAAGAACAGCUUUUCCACCUCUGCCUUGAUGCCCGAUGCCAUGAGAGACUAUUCACAAAAACGGGCCGAAUCUCUUGCUUCUCAGUUUAACCGAUACGCUGGGAAUACAGAGCCUCUACAAUAUGAAACAAAGCCAGUAAACCACGCCAGCCUCAGCUUUCAGGGAUGCAUAAAUGCAUUGAAUGGAUCAUCAAAUGUGCCCGAUUUGGAUAUAGAUGGUUACACUAAAUUCAUCCAAGCAACGCAAAGCUGUCAAAAACCUGAAAAUGUAAUGCCAGACCAGCAGAAUUAUAAGUUUGCCAAGACUCCAUAUCUAUUAUCAGAUGAGCCUUACCAAAAGGAAUCCCCAUUUCUACCGAAUUUUAACCUUAAAUCAGAUUAUGGAUUGAAAAGACUCUCUGUGUGCAAAGGGGGGAGUGAAUUUGCGAACGGCGAUACCCGAAAUUCCGGUUUCCUGAAAGAUUCCUGCUUGGUGCCACCUUUAGCCAGCGCCGCUUCAAUCAGAUCUCUGCCCUGGAUGAACGGUCAUACCGAGAGGAGCGAUUCUCCUUCCCUGUAUUAUAACAAGAGUCUGAUGACGAAGACAGGCAGCCAUAUAUCCACCUCUCACAAAAGCUGUGCCCAAAACACCGGCUAUCCCUCUGUCUGCUCUCCUCCUCCGUUCCGCAGAUACUGCGAGGAGAACCACGGCUAUCCGGUAUUUGAGUAUUUUUAUAAUGGAGCAGAAAAAACACCGGAGGGAUUAUACAAGAAUUUAGACGAAGGACUUGCUGAUUCAUUUAAGAACAAAAAGCUAAAUGGCCUUUGUCAAAAUCUGUCAAACCACUCGAUUCCCGUAGAUAUCGCGGGGAACAGGGCCUUUCCGGAGAAACCCCAGGGCAUGCAGUAUAACAUAGAGAAAAAGAACCUAGGAUGUGCCCACAAAAGUAAUCAGAGAUUGCUGGACGGUGCCGUGAACUAUACAAGUAACAGACAGGGAAGUGGCGAUCAUGAUGCUUUGAAUGGCGGCAGACUGCCGCUCCUACACAGCGGGUGUCUUUCAAACACCUUUAUGAUGGGGGACAUGCGACGUAACGUUUCCCUGCAGCCUCCUUCUACCAGUUACAGGUCUUCUUUUCCUCACGUUGUGGGCCGCUCCAUCUCGCCCUUCAUCGAGUCGAGUGACACAAACACAUACGAAGACUUUGGACCGAUUUAUCCCCAUUUCGGUGAUUUGAUACGUGGUGAUGGCUCUUUGGGCAGCUUGCCAACAAUAUUUAGCAAUCAGCCGUUUAUGAGGUCAAGGGUUGUGCCUGGAAGUGAACUCCACGUCCGCCUGGAAGAGUGUUAUGAACAGUGGAGGGCUAUGGAAAAAGAGAGGAAAAGGACGGAGUCAAUACUUUUGAAGCAUUACCCAGGGAAGAAAGUGUCCAGCGCAAACAACACUCCUAUCCCGAGGCUGGCUGCUAACCCUUCCAGAGUCGAUCGUUUGGUUGUGGACCAGCUGCGGGAACAAGCCAGAGUGGUGACGCUACUCGGGAAAAUGGAGCGUUUCCGCAGCUCUCCUCUCCACGCAAACAUCCCCACAGCCCUUGACCGCCUGCUGGAGGCGAUUCAUAUCGUACAGGCACGUCGUAAGGAUGAGCUGGUGAAUGCAUCAAACCGCCAGAGACAAGGAGGACCUCGUCACCAGGAUGAUAAAGACGUCUUUGUGCUCGCUUCCUCCAUCAAAGACAUGGCUGCAGCUACUCGCAAGGCGCGGACAGCCCUUUGGUGCGCUAUGCAGAUGACCGUGCCCAGAAUGCCCCCAUCAAGCAGCGCCGGGAACUCAGAGCUGGCGCCACAGACCACCGAGAAUCCGUAUGAGAACGCCUAACCUUUUAUCAAGACGGACCACUAAAUAACUACCAGUGGCUAGUAUUUGAUUUUAGAUUUUGAAUUUUCCCAAUUAAGUAAGUUGUAAAAAAUAUUCUGUUUAAAUAGUUUACACAUCGAUAUCGUAGUCCGUG